This is a messenger RNA of Procambarus clarkii (red swamp crayfish), 480 nucleotides long. NCBI's taxonomy places the organism in Eukaryota, Metazoa, Arthropoda, Malacostraca, Decapoda, Cambaridae. The record is from RefSeq and is a predicted model, not a curated record.
AUGGAGGAGGUGGAGAAGGAGGAGGUACAGGAGGAAGAGGUACAGGAGGAAGAGGUACAGGAGGAAGAGGUACAGAAGGAGGAGGUACAGGAGGAAGAGGUACAAGAGGAAGAGGUACAGGAGGAAGAGGUACAAGAGGAAGAGGUACAAGAGGAAGAGGUACAGGAGGAAGGGGUACAGAAGGAGGAGGUGGAGAAGAAAGAGGUGCGGGACCUGCCCUCGCCCACCCUCCUGAAAGCUGUUGUGGAAUUGACGGGUGAUUGUGGGGCAAGGUGCGGGACCUGCCCUCGCCCACCCUCCUGGCCAGUUGGUCGAUUCUGUCAAAAUGCCAGACCACCAGACCUUUGUGUUGUCGAGGGUGGAGUAGCCUGUGGAGGCUCGAAGUCAUUGGUCGACAACAUGCAGUUCUGCGAAGAGAUGAACUCCCUCCAUGAUGAAGGAAUUCAUGUAGUCAUGAGUCCAGGCGAUGAGUCACAAUAA